AUGACUAAUCCGGCAUCUCCAUACCUUCUCGACCGCUUGCAGGCGCGUCGCGCAAACCCCUUAACUCGAUCACGUCGCUCUUCAGCUGCGCGACUGACGAACCUGGACGAUGACCUUUUCCUCGACGAGGCCAGGUCCUGCGCCAACGAUGCCCUGACGACAACACCUAACAAGACGCAAAUCCCUACGAACACUACCGCAUCGCUAGGUGCACGCGAAAUGGAAAAGCGCAUGGACCAACUUCUCAAGCUCAACUUCGACUUGAAGCUGGAGCUCUUCCAUGCAAGAGAGAGCAUGGCGAAACUAAAGGAGAACUGUCAACUACUGGCUUCGCGCGCUGAGGAUGCUGAUCGGCUCGUCGAAGAGAAUGCUACACUUCUCGAGCUGAACGAUAGUUUGGUCAAGGAACUGGAACAUCGGGACGAGGCUGUUCAAGAGGCUGUAUCCAUCAUCUGUGAUCUGGAGGAAAGGUUUGAGCAGGCGCAACAGAACCAUCGCCAUCAGCCAAACCUUUCCGAGGUACCGCGUGCUUCUUCUGUCUCACCUUGUCCUAGAGCUGUGCUCUCACCGCCCAAAUCUGACAAAUCGUCUCUCACGCGAUCAUCUUCAGCGAGGCGUAUACCUUCCUUCAUGGACGACAAAAAGCCAAACACACGUGCUUUGCGAAGCGUCUACCUAGAGCCAAAACCAACGUUGCAUGAUGCGAGAAGCUUUGCAUCUUUCAGUUCGCAGAGGGAAGACGUCGACAAGUCCGUCUCAGAUAUCGAUACGUUGGACUCACCACAAUUGAGUGUCCUGAGCAAGAGUAGCUUUCCGAGCAUCUACGAUCUCCCGAGAGACCAAGACUCAAAUAAGUACGAGGAGAACGAGCUCGCCCUUCCUGACAGUCAACUGGACAACAUCUCACGAAAUGCUGGCAGCAAACACGACUCGGAUAGUGAUGUCAACUCUUGGAUCCAGGUACAGACACCACAAUCAGCUGAACAAUGUCCAUCGAUACAAAUGCCACAAUCUCGUACCCAACGACCAGCAUACUUUGCUCAAAACCGAACGCCCUCGCUCAAGGGCUCGACCUUCGGCGGAGCUUUGCUUCCUCCAACACCGGACAGCGCAAGCACGAGCGUCUUGCAAGACUCGUACAUGACCGGCCCUCCAGAUGCGCAGCACAGAACAGCCAAAAAUCUUCCCAAUGCCGCAAAACAUGCGGCGUUACUACACACUCCUGAGACACUGAGCAUCGCCGACAUGAGCAAACCACACACCAAAUCAGAAGUGAGAAACCCCAUGAGUGGCGCUGGAUGGUUCAACAGACAUAGUAUAUCUCUUUCCUCGACUGACGAGGAAGACGAGUACUAUGAGCAAUCAGACAGCGAUCGCACUGACAGCGCAGGAACAGACAGUUCGUAUCCUAACGGNGGUAGUAUUUUCAAGGGCACACCGUCGAGAUUCCAGGUCCGUCGCAACGUAUCGCCAGCCAGGAGCAUGCCUCAUGAUGGGCAAGGUGCUGAACCAACAACACGGCAAAACCUAAAGACGAUCGAGAAGUGGGCACUUUUCCCAAAAAGCAACGAAAAGACUCGCUUCCAGAUGGAGCGCUCGGAAACUGCACCAAAUCUUGCAGCAAUUCAAAUACCACCAGCGUCACUGCUGAGGAACAACUCCGCUCGCAGAUCUUCCAGCUCACGACCACAGCGCAUGGAGCGAUCAGAGACUACACCGAACCUGACGACGACUUUGCAGGCGCCGGAUGCUAUGCCAGUCUUCCAAGCAGGACCUCCGAUCAAGUCACACUCUAGUGGAGGUGGAGGUGUACGAGCAGCACUCUCUCAAAAGACACAAAAGCUCUUCCGCCGCAUGAGCGAACAUCAGACCUCCUCGUCAGAACAGAAACUCGGCCGUAGUGUCACUCUCUCACCCUCCAAGCGGUCAAGUGCCUCCAGUGGCACUCGUAGUGACGAAUCCUUGGCUAUGCAAGCAGCAAACCAACCCAGUCUUUCACGAAAUUUGAGUCCUUCUCGACCAGGCACUGGGGAGGCCAAGAGUCCUAGCCGUGGUCUGUUUUCGCGUGCAGCGGGGAGUUUGAGACGAUAG
Aureobasidium vineae is the source of this 2091-nucleotide messenger RNA. Lineage: Eukaryota; Fungi; Ascomycota; Dothideomycetes; Dothideales; Saccotheciaceae. The record is from the annotation of a GenBank genome assembly.